Molecule: messenger RNA, 1875 nt
Organism: Trichoderma citrinoviride
Lineage: Eukaryota; Fungi; Ascomycota; Sordariomycetes; Hypocreales; Hypocreaceae
Exons: 2
Coding region: 1-1875 (624 amino acids)
Biological process (GO): intra-Golgi vesicle-mediated transport
Cellular component (GO): trans-Golgi network; TRAPPII protein complex
Source: RefSeq, a predicted model, not a curated record
AUGUCAGCCCGCAAUCCUGCCACUCCUGGGCCCCUCACUCCUGUCCAGUUGACGAUAUCCACCACCAAUGCGGCCACUGACCUCAUCAACAACUCCUACCUGACAUAUCUCGUGCCCUCCGAGACCGACAUCAACCUAGAAAAGGCCUUUGCAGGAUUCGACGGCUCCAAGCCGGUAUCUGAAUGGAUAGAGCAGAGAGACACGCUGUUUUUCGACGAGACUGUCGAUGUUUUGCUCGUUCUGAAGACGCCAUGGCUCCCUAGAAGAGAGCUAGACUACCAUCUGAGCAGGAUAAACAUCUCUCUGGAAGCUCAGGUGGCCAAUGGCAGCCUCCCCGACUACAACUCGCCCAACGCUUCGGAGACCAUCUUCAGCGGGCGGCUGCAGGAGACAAAGAAGCCCUUCGUGCUCGAAGAAAGACGGCAGGCAGAUGGCGAUGUAAAAGACGGAGAGGAAGGAAAAGAAGAAGAAGAGGAAGACGAAGAAGAAGAAGACCCUAAGCACGUCUACGCCAUGUGGAAGCUCCCCGUGCUCCUCAUACGACCCCGAAUGCGCCUCCACAUGCCCUCGGUCGUCUUCUCCGCAUCCGCGAGCCUCGACCCGGAUCUCUGGACGGAGCCCAUCGCCCCGGAAGUCGGCUACCUCACGAGCGGCAUGCCGUCGGGCUUCAACUUGCUCGAGGCCUUCAGCAACGACCCUUCCCUCAACGGCGUCAAGCCGCGACUGUCCGCGCUGCGCGUGUCCCGAGUCGCCCCCGUCACGCGGCAGCAGGACUUCAUGACCCGGCUCCGGACGCUGCCGCAGCUGAGCAUCAGGGUGUUCCCCGUGCUGCACACGAGAAUACGCUUCUCGCGCCCGAGCACGAUCCCCCUGAGCCGGUCCAUCGUCGCGCUGCUCGAGAUCGACUUCACCUCCCACUUCAACUGCGAGGCCCUCCUGACGAGCAUCAAGCUCACGACGCCCAACGGCACCGUCGAGAACCUCAACGACGACGCCGGCCUCGCCCUGCCCCUGAGCUGCGUCUCCCACGACCACGUCACCCUCCUCUACCACAUCCGGCCCCAGCAGGCCGAGGCGGCGCCCCAUCCCCGCGACACCUCGGGCAGCCUCGAGAUCGCCAUCGCCGCCUCCGUCCACGUCGUCCCGGGCGUCUGCACCCCGAGCCUCACCAUGGGCUGGACCACCGGCCUCGACUUCUCCCUCCCCGUCAACCCCAGCUUCGGCACCGCCUCCGAGUCCGGCAUCCAGCGCGCCCACCGCCCGGCCCAGCUCUCCAUCGGCAGCGCCGCCGCCGCAAUCACCCACCUCAAGUCCCCGUCCGCCAUCCGGCCCGACGCCCUCCCCACGCUCGAGGCCUCCACCAACCGCACCGACGCCGCCGUCCCCGACCUCGGCAUCACAAUGUCCUUCACCGCGCCGCCGCACCCCGUCCACCCGGGCGACGUCUUCUCCUGGACCGUCUACGUCGUCAACCGCUCCUCCGAAAAGGCAAACAGCCGCCCGCCGCGCAAGCUCGCCCUCGUCGCCAUCCCCAAGCGCCGCCGCACCGAGGUCCGCCCCAUCCGGCCCCCCUCCAGCGGCGGCCGCCGCGGCAAGAAGGAGAUUGCCGAUGCCGUCCUCGACGAGAACGUCAUCCACGCCGUGCAAAAGACCGCCGCCAUCGAGCCGACGGAAAUCAUCUGCCUCAGCGCCGACACGCGCGUUGGCCCCGUGGCCCCGGGCGCCUGCCACGUCGUGGAGCUGCAGUUCCUCGCGCUGCGCGAGGGCGUCGUUGGCUUAGAAGCUAUUCGGGUGGUGGACUUGGUAUCACAGGAACACGUUGACAUUGGUGAUUUGCCGACCAUGAUUGUCGAACCCAUAGCGGCGGCAUCUUGA